CUUCCCAUUUUCCUCCUCUUUCAACUACUUUAUUUUGGAGCAAAUCCUUGUGCUUUUGUUGUUUUUCGUGCAUGGAGCUCCACCUUGGACUCUCUCUUCCAACUAAUCCUUUUCUCCCCAUCGGUUACGAGCUAAAACAGUGUCCGUUCGACGCUCAUGUUACCGACGGCGAUGGCGGUUGCUGCAGCAGCGGCAGCAGUUCUAGCAGCGGCGGAAUAAAACGGACCUGCUUUGAUGAUGGGAGUGAGACUCGGGUUGUUCCUAAAACUCUGCCUCUUUUGCUUUGGAACAGUGACCAACCUAAUGAAGAAGAUGACCCGAAUGAUCUCCAUGAAAACUCUUCUUCUUCUUCUUCUUCUUCUUCCAUUAUCAAGAAUGACGGAGAGGGUUUAGUGGGGUGGCCGCCGGUGAAAACCUGGAGAAAGAAGCUCCGCCGCCACGUACACAGCGGCAGACCAAAUAACAAUCGCAUGGUAGCUGCGAAGAUGACGGCGAGGAAGAGUGUCUCAACGUACGUGAAGGUGAAAAUGGAAGGGAAUGCAAUUGCCAGGAAGAUUGACAUCAGUGUUCAUCGCUCCUUUGAAUCGCUUACAACAACCCUGAUGAGAAUGUUCGAUAUACGCGACGAGCAUCUGCAGAAGAGCUUUAAACUUGCUUAUCAAGACAGAGAAGGUGACUGGUUGCUUGCUGAAGAUGUUCCCUGGAGGACCUUCAUCCGUUGCUUGAAAUGCAUCAAGUUGAUUCGAAUCGGAUGUUAGUAGCAACCCCAUCGAAGAACAAAGUACCGUCGGGCCAUGUUUAAGCCUUUCGGUUCCAAUAAAAUUGAGUAGGAUCGAAAUCUAUCGAGUUCGAGUUUCAUAUUUAUCUUUAGUUUAUUUCUAUAAAAUCAUAUCAAAUCGAAAUUUA
This is a messenger RNA of Hibiscus syriacus, 906 nucleotides long. Its product is annotated as auxin-responsive protein IAA20-like. The coding region runs from base 72 to 758 and encodes 228 amino acids. Gene Ontology annotation, molecular function: protein binding. Lineage: Eukaryota; Viridiplantae; Streptophyta; Magnoliopsida; Malvales; Malvaceae. The record is from RefSeq and is a predicted model, not a curated record. Gene Ontology annotation, cellular component: nucleus. Gene Ontology annotation, biological process: regulation of DNA-templated transcription. The transcript has 4 exons.